ACCUCAGCGGCAACUGUUCCAGAAACCACCCGGCCGAUCACCAAAACUCGGUGUAGAAGAAGACGGCUGUGUCGGAAACCGGCCUUUAGUCGCGUAUAAGAUACGUCUGGCCUAGUCGAAUACCCAGCGUUCGUUUUGAAUCGUCCGCUAUUGGUUCAGCGUUCACCGCUAUUGAAACAGAGACUCUGACUACCGUUCACACCGUAUAUAUAGUACAGGCGAUGGAUCAACGGCCCAUACCUACCUCUUCCAGUCACCCAACGCUGUGUCGUAGCGGCUGCGGAUUCUUCGGGAACCCGGCCACUGACGGCAUGUGUUCCAAGUGCCACAGAGACAGCGAGGAGGGGAAGAGCGAGAGAGAGGGUCCCGCUACCAGCUCCGCCGGCUCCUCGGCCCGCGUCCGCCCGUCACUUAGCGACUCCAUGACAGCGACCACCACCACAGCUUCUUCUAGACUUGGCCAAAGUGAACUAACUGCCACUCCAUUAUCCUCUCUCCCUGCCUCCUCAACCUCAUCUGCUGCUACCUCCCUCUCCCUCUCCCUCUCCCCCUCCCCUCUCACCUCAACCAAAACAACACCAAAGAAAAAUCGUUGCUACACGUGCAAGAAGAAAGUUGGACUAACAGGAUUUGCUUGUAGAUGUGGCCACCAGUUUUGUCCUCUUCAUCGCUAUGCCGACACUCACAUGUGCACCUUUGACUACAAGACGUCCGGACGCGAAGAGCUAGAGAAACACCACCCAAAGAUAGUGGCUGCUAAGAUCGACAGGCUCUGACCGUCCAGCUCUGCCACUACCACACAUGGCUGUUUAGGGACCUUGCAUGCGUCAAAGACCCGAGUUUUUACAAAAGCUGUUUCUCGCUUGUGUGUAUAUGUCUAUGUACGUAUUUUGCAGCCUAACCAUUUGAUAAUGUACUAAUGCAGCAUGUGUUAGCAUUAUUGAUGCUCCAUUUUUAUCAUCAUCACUUUGUGCAGUUACAUCAGGGGCAUCACAUCUCAUUAUGAUAACAUUGGAUAAAACACAAGGAAAAUUCCGUGCAGCUACAUGCGAAGGAACGUGAUUGUGUUGAUGAUGUCAUCAGUUAAUUAUCUUGCUCAGUUUGAUAAAUUGCCAUAUUCCUUCUCCUGAUUACCACAGCUGGCUUGACACAUUUAACCCCUUCCUCCUCCAGAUUGACCUUUGCCCCCUCUUUAACCCCUUUCUCCGGCUCCCCCUCGUCCAGAGAAAUCUCGUCAGGGUUUCUGUCAGGAUCUGGAACCACAUUGGGACGCGCCUCCUCGCCUCCAGCAACACAAGAUGAUUCACUGUCUUGUAGCUCUCUGUUUAGAUCAGUUAUCUGCACUUGGUUCUGUUCGUUGUCCAUGACGACAGCUGGUGAACUCGUUUGACCGGGACUAAACUGGUUUUGCUUUUCGCCUGGUGAGUUUUCAUCAAGCCAGGGUAACGUUUUCUGUCAGGUGUACUAGUGUUGGGCGCAGCCGAGAUCUCCUUCGUCAGUUCUGAGGUAUCGCCAUGGCGACCUGGCUCCUCCUCCUCGUUCUCGUCCGAGUCGUCUCCGAGG
This is a messenger RNA of Geodia barretti, 1563 nucleotides long. Lineage: Eukaryota; Metazoa; Porifera; Demospongiae; Tetractinellida; Geodiidae. The record is from the annotation of a GenBank genome assembly.